This is a messenger RNA of Tripterygium wilfordii, 2124 nucleotides long. RefSeq names its product pentatricopeptide repeat-containing protein At3g14330. Gene Ontology annotation, molecular function: RNA binding; zinc ion binding; protein binding. The coding region runs from base 62 to 2002 and encodes 646 amino acids. The record is from RefSeq and is a predicted model, not a curated record. Lineage: Eukaryota; Viridiplantae; Streptophyta; Magnoliopsida; Celastrales; Celastraceae. Gene Ontology annotation, biological process: RNA modification. The transcript has a single exon.
ACACAACUACACAAGGCACACAACUCUUCCUUCCUCCUUCGAAGGAGAACAGAAACUGAUAAUGAUUCCCGCCAUUUCGCUCUCAGGCGUUGUAACUAACAUAACCGCCAUUUCAGUCUCCAUAGCCCCCAAACCACAAAAGCCUCUUAAGCAAACCCUUAAAUCUCUGGCAAACUCUGGAAAACUAGACGAGGCAAUUCGGCUGAUUGAAGAUUCGCCCUCCAAAUUUGUAGAUACUGAGGCGUACUCCACCCUCCUCCAUGCCUGUAUCUCUCAAAAGUCCUUAAAACAUGGCCAACGACUCUAUCUCCAACUGCGUCAUCGCAGAGACCGAGACAAAAAUCGACACAAUAAUCUGCUCAGUGAUUCAACCUUGCAAAGCAAGUUCAUUACCCUUUUCGCUGUUUGCGGCCGUGUCCACGAGGCUCGCUGCAUAUUUGACGAUGGCCUUGAAUAUGGAGACGUACCCGAGUCAGUAUGGGUGGCAAUGGCUAUUGGGUAUGCAAGAAAUGGGUAUUUUAUGGAGGCUUUACUUGUUUACGGUGACAUGCUGUAUCACUUCAUUCAACCAGGCAAUUUUGCGUUUUCUGUGGCAUUAAAGGCAUGUGCAGAUUUGAAUGAUUUUCAGGUUGGGAGAGGGAUCCAUGCCCAAGUUGCAAAGUCUAACGAAGAACCUGAUCAAGUGGUGAAUAAUGCUCUUUUGAGGUUUUAUGCAGAGUGUGGGCGUUUUGAUGAGGUAGUUAAGGUGUUUGAAGAAAUGCCUGAAAGGAAUAUUGUGUCUUGGAAUUCUUUGAUUACAAGUCUUUUGAAGCAGGGUCGAUUGUUUGAGGCAAUGGAUAUGUUUAGACGGAUGCAAAGAGAUGGAAUGGGAUUCAGUUGGGUCACUCUCACAACAAUCUUAUCUCUAUGUGCACAAGUGACGGCAUUGCAUAGUGGGAAGGAGAUACAUGCGCAAAUUGUGAAGUCAGUGAAGAGACCAGAUAUGCCAGUGCUAAACUCUCUCUUAGACAUGUACGGAAAAUGUGGAGUCAUUGAUUACUGUAGGAAAGUAUUUGAUGGCAUGAGUGAUAAAGAUUUGACAUCGUGGAACACCUUGUUGACCGGUUUUGCCAUGAAUGGCCAUAUGGAAGAAGCAAUGGAAUUGUUCAAUAAGAUGGUCGAGUAUGGGUUGCGGGUUGAUGAGGUCACUUUCAUUGCGUUAUUAUCAGGUUGUAGCCAUGCGGGGCGUACAGAUGCUGGACAGACAUUGUUCAAUAGAAUGAAGAAAGAUUUCGGAGUUUCACCAAGUGUGGAGCAUUAUGCUUGUCUGGUGGAUACAUUGGGUAGAGCUGGAAGAAUUGACGAGGCAUUAGAGAUAGUGAAAAGCAUGCCUAUGCAGCCUAGUGGCAGCAUAUGGGGAUCGUUGCUUAAUUCCUGCAGACUCUACGGCAAGGUCUCUCAUGCAAGAACUGUUGCAAAACAUUUGUUUCAACUGGAACCAAACAAUCCUGGAAAUUAUGUGAUGCUGUCGAACAUUUAUGCAAAUGCAGGGCUGUGGGAGGAUGUAAAUGUGGUUAGAGAGAUGAUGCAAUCAGAAGGCUUAAAAAAGGAGGCUGGAUGCAGUUGGAUACAUAUAAAGAAUAGUGUUCACACAUUUGUGGCUGGAGGGAGUAAUGAGUUUCGUAAUUCAGCAGAGUACAAGAAAAUUUGGAGCAAAGUAAUGGAAGCAAUGGACGAAAUUGGAUACGUCGCUGAUACAGGGGUUGUACUUCAUGAUGUAAACGAUGAAAUGAAAGCAAUGUGGGUUUGUGGGCAUAGUGAGCGACUUGCAACCAUGUUUGCACUCAUCCACACCGCCGGUGGAAUGCCUAUUAGGAUUACAAAGAAUCUUCGCGUUUGCAGAGAUUGUCACGCUUGGAUGAAGAUUGUUUCAAGAGUAAUGGGAAGGAUAAUUGUUUUGAGAGAUACGAACCGAUUCCACCAUUUCAAAGAAGGUGAAUGCACUUGUAAGGACUACUGGUAACACCAGUAGAGAAAUUACCUUUUAGAUGUCCGUAAGUUCCUAUGUAAAAUAUCUUCUUCAUUUAUUUUUGAUAAUACAAAUUUCAUCAGACUUGAAUUCACGACUUCCCACUUGUACUAAGA